AUGAUUAUAAAGGAAUAGUAAGUCAUGAGAAAGAAUAAAAUAACGAAUUUUUGGUUAAGUCGCGUCGUUCUGCCGAUGUCCGUCGAGGAAUACCAAGUUGGACAACUUUGGUCCGUCGCCGAAGCCUCCAAGGCGGAAACGGGCGGUGGAGAAGGCGUCGAGGUAGUUUUCUGCUUUUUUCGUUUUUGGUUCUUUCGGACGACAUUCAAAUAUUAAAGAUGCCGACGUUUAUAUGAUUACAAGGCAUUAUUCGCUUUUAUACUUGAUAAUCAACUGUUAUUUCAGUGCUAGUAGUCAAAUUAAUGUUUUGUUAAAUGUAUUUAUUUUCCGAAUACGGGACAACUAGAAGCAGCCUGUAGCAAGUGGCGAUAUAUUCUUCGCUUCCUAACUGUCAAAAGUUUCAAUUUAGUUCGAUUGUAAAUUUUUUGAUCAGUAUGACAAUUUUCAAAUGAAAAAAACUAAACUUUCAGGUCCGGAAAAACGAGCCGUUUGAUGGGAAGCCGUUGUUGAACGGACAGUACAGUCAGGGGCAAUAUACCCACAAAAUUUAUCAUUUGCAAUCGUAUGUUCUCUUUUAUUUCUCAUAUUUUGCAGCGUUGGACUGCCCCAGUAAUUGCUUGCGAAAAUAUCACUGAAUCUCACUUUCGAAAAUAAAUUUCGCCAAAGAAGAAAUAGGAAUUUUUUAAUUUUUUCAGUGCGUUGAUCUCUCUUGAUUGGAAAAUGACUUUUAUAGAAAAGUGCCAUCGAUUUUGCGGAAAAUCGCGCCAAAGGGUUCUUUGGCGAUCCACGAAGAGGCUUGGAAUGCGUACCCUUACUGCAGGACUGUUGUCACAGUUCGUUUCAUUUUCUGUCUUUCAAUUCUUCGAUGAUCGGAUCUCAAGUUUCAGAAGUAGUGACAUUUUCAGAACCCUGACUACAUGAAGGAGAACUUUUUCGUGAAAAUCGAGACGAUUCAUUUGCCCGACCGAGGAACCACCGAAAAUGUUGGUUUUUUACAGUUCACCAGUUUCCUGCUAGUUUUCUUUAAGUAUAUAGACUGAUUUUGAAGUUUAUGAUGUAGAAUGUCUAAAAAAUUUUUGUUUUCCAUAAAAGCUAGCGAUAACUUAAUAAAGAGUUUUCGGGCUAUUUAUCUGUCAAGUUUCGAAACUUUUUUUUUUCAUUCGAAUUGGCAAAGCUUUCUUUUUUUUUUCUCUAUUCGCUUAUGUGGCUAAAAGCUGGAUUCAUUUUCGUAUCCUAAUUUUUCUUCUUUCUUGUUUUUUUUGUCACUCUCUUAAUGUUUUAGGCGCACGGUUUGGGUGCCGAGGAACUGGCGAAGCGCGAAGUGAUCAAUAUUAACAUAGCCAACGACAACGAAUUCCUCAACUCCUCUGACAUCCAGCCAAGCACAACUCCUGGCACUUUUAUCAGUUCCAAAACUGGCAGGCAAGAUCUUAUUUCCCAAUAGUUAUAAAAAGCUCAAUUUAUUAAAAAAUGUUAUCAGAUUUUCGAUGAUUCUUCAAUUGUUGCCUCUGAGAGGAUGGUCUAACUUUAAGAUGCUCAGAUUCGAUGAAAUUCUUAUUUCUGUACACGGUUACGAUGUUUUCAUAGUUCAAAAUAUAUUUUAUACCGAAGUACUCGACUUUCAGGUGUUCCUGAUGGAGAGCUCUAUCCUCAAGCAAUGCUAGUCACUUUUUUGGCACAAAAACAAUUAGAACAUAAUUAAAAUAGUGAAAACUUCAAAUAAAAGGAAAAUAGAAAGCGCGACCGGGGUUAGCAAAAGCAAAAGGUAAAAUUAAGAAAUGCUGUAAAGUAGGUAUCGUUGAUUUUUUUUUAGUUUAGCCGAAGCGAAAACGUGAGCGGCAAUCGGGAGUUGGAUAUUAGUUUCCGAAAAAUUGAUCCAAAAAAUGUUUUCUUCAGUUUUAAUAUCUCCAGUUUGUGAUUGGAUUUACCUCGGAUUUUCCAGAGGUCCUUUGAAAGGAAAUUGGCGCGAAACAGCGCAACCCGUCAUGUGUGCCUACAAACUCGUUACCGUCUAUUUCAAGUGGUUCGGCUUCCAGAAAAUCGUCGAGGGCUACGCUCAUGCUGUAAAUUUCUUUCUUUUUUCUACUUUUUUUCUUUUUAUCUCUCACUGUGUCUUUGCUGGAAAAAUUUUAGUUCUUAACUUUUUUUUAACUUCUCAAAGCUUUGCUUCUCAAGAAAUUCCAAAACAACUCGAAAAAAACAGGAAAGUUGACGUUUUCUGACAUGUAUGUUAAUUUUCAUCAAAAAGCCUUGUAAUGCAAAAUAAAUAUACUUUUAAGAAAUAUCUUUUUUGAUCGUUUGCCAUAAAUCAGCAGUUAGAAGUUUUUUUAACCGGGUAUUGAUUAGUUUUUUCUCUAGAAUUUUCUCAUUUUUUCGACGAAAAAGCCGAUUUCAGCAAUAUCCGCGGCUGUUCUCCAAGUUCCACCGAGAAGUUUUCUGCUGGAUCGACCAGUGGCACGGGCUCACGAUGACCGACAUCAGGGCCAUCGAGGACAAGGCUCAGCGGGAGCUCGAGGAGCAACGCAAGAGCGGACAGGUUUCUCUUUGAAUUCUUUUCAUUAUUUUGAACGACCUUCCAUUGGAAACAAUUUUCUGAAAAAUACGAUUUCGAAAGAUUAUUUUCCAAAUUUAGUAAAAUUGUUUACAGAAAAGUUGAACUCGCCACAAAAAAAUUAAUUUUUUUACCAUAUUUUUUUGGCAUCCCGUUGAUGAAAAAAAUCGUGAAUUUUAUCAAUCUGAUUGUUUUUCAAAAUUUUUUUGAAUUAUAAUCUCAAGCAAAAGCUUAAGUGUAACACUUUCAAUGGUCUAAAUACACGACUCCAGCUCAUUUUUGUAUGAAAAAAAAAACAGUUCCGAAAUAAUUGCAUCCCGAACCUAGAGAUCAUUUUUUAUAAUUUUAGAAAAGGUUAUGUCAAAGUUUUCGAAGAAAGAUUUUCUUUUUCUCAGUUUAGAUUCUAAAAAGAGUUUGAAAAUUUAUUUCUUUACCUAUUAAGGAAUAAUUUCAGGUGCGAGGAAUGACGGGCUAA
This is a messenger RNA of Caenorhabditis auriculariae, 3026 nucleotides long. Lineage: Eukaryota; Metazoa; Nematoda; Chromadorea; Rhabditida; Rhabditidae. The record is from the annotation of a GenBank genome assembly.